Messenger RNA from Spodoptera littoralis (African cotton leafworm), 744 nucleotides. NCBI's taxonomy places the organism in Eukaryota, Metazoa, Arthropoda, Insecta, Lepidoptera, Noctuidae. The record is from the annotation of a GenBank genome assembly.
AUGAGUUUUGCUAAUAAAGUUGUUCUAAUAACUGGAGGGAGUGCUGGUAUUGGGGCUAAAACAGCAGAAUCCUUCGCUACAGAAGGUGCCUCCGUAGCUAUCGUGGGCAGAAACGAAGCGAAACUGAACCUAGUAGCAGUGGUAUGCCAGAAACUUGGAGCAACUGUACUCACUAUCAAAGCUGACAUCUCCAAAGACGCAGAUGCAGACUCAGUCGUGAAGAAAACCAUCGACAAAUUCGGAAAACUUGAUGUACUUGUCAACAAUGCUGGAAUAUUGAGAGAAGCUAAUGUACUAUCAGAGAACUUCUUAAAAACGUACGAUGAAGUUAUGGAUAUUAAUAUGAGAGGCGCUGUACGUAUAACCUACUUUGCUGCUCCAUACCUGAUCAAAACUAAAGGUAAUAUUGUGAAUGUGUCAAGUGUAGCUGCUAAUUGUACUUCGAGACCUGGUAACACUGCUUAUAGAACUUCUAAGGCUGCUAUGAACCACUUCACUAGGUGUGUUGCCCUUGACCUUGCUACUCAUGGAGUUAGGGUCAAUUCUGUAAGCCCAGGUCCAGUAAUGACAGAUAUAUUUGAAGGUCUGGAAGUUAAUGCAGAAAAAUUGAGGACACGUACAGCAUUACAGAGAGUGUCUGAGCCUGGUGAGAUUGCAGAUAUGAUAAUGUAUGUUGCAAGUGAUAAGGCGAGAGGUGCCACUGGAUCAAAUUACGUUGUUGAUAACGGUAUGCUGUUGUCGUAA